Molecule: messenger RNA, 2629 nt
Organism: Oncorhynchus gorbuscha (pink salmon)
Lineage: Eukaryota; Metazoa; Chordata; Actinopteri; Salmoniformes; Salmonidae
Product: cilia- and flagella-associated protein 251-like
Exons: 2
Coding region: 238-711 (157 amino acids)
Source: RefSeq, a predicted model, not a curated record
UCUUCUUUCAUCAGCAGCAACAGUUAGUCAGACACCUCGGUAGCUUGAUAGACAAAAUAAACGAACCAAUAAACCGCUUUAGACGUUUUCGUGUAUAUUACACACAGUUUUUUUUAAACACACUUCUGUCGUCUAGUUAGUUAUCCACUUUAAUGUCAUAUUUGCAGUGUUGUUGUUAUUACUCAGCUAGCGGGCUGGUUAAGUUAGCAUUAGGCUAGCUAGCUAACAUCUCUGACCAUGAGUUCACUGAGCUGCUCUCCUCCUGAUGAAGAAGAGGAGGUCUGCUGGACGGAGAAAGAAGGUCUCGUGAAAGAGGAAGAAGAAGCUGUUACAGUAAAAAUAGAAGUAGAGGGUGAAGCUGUUAUAGUGAAAGAAGAAGAGAAAGACAUUACAGUGAAAGAAGAGGAAGACUCGUUCAGAGUGAAAGAGGAAGAGGAUGUUACAGUAAAAGAAGAGGAGGAAGACUCGUUCAGAGUGAAAGAGGAAGAGGAUGUUACAGUAAAAGAAGAGGAGGAAGAGAGAGAGGAUGCAGUUUAUGGAGUGAAAGAGGAUGAGGAAACUGGAUAUCUGGGCCCCGUUUCCCAAAGUUAUCUUAAGGCGUCUAGACAUGGUUCUACAGAUGGAGUUAGCCGUGAAAUGCUUUUGGGAAACCGGGGCCUGAAAAACACUAGAGAAGGAUGUGACUAUCGGGGAGCCUCAACAACAGCAUGAUGCUGAAGAGACAGAGAAGAGUCUCUCCACAUCAGAACACCUCAAACACCAGCGGAGACACACAGGGAAGAAACCUCACCGCUGCUCUGACUGUGGGAAGAGAUUCCCCUCUUCAGCUGACCUUAAAAGACAUCUGAGAAUCCACACAUGAGAGAAACCUAAUAGCUGUGAGCAAUGUGGGAAGAGUUUUGUUACAUCUAGCUGUCUGACCAUACACCAGAGAAUACACAUUGGUGAGAAACCUUACCACUGCUCUCACUGUGGAAAGAGUUUUGUUAUCUCAGGAAAUUUAACAUCACACCAGAGAACACACACAGGAGAGAAGCCUUAUAGCUGUAAUCAAUGUGGGAAGAAUUUCUCUCACUCAGGCAACCUGACUAUACACCUGAGAAUACACACUGGAGAGAAACCUCACUGCUGCUCUGACUGUGGGCAGAGAUUCAUCUUUUUAGCAGAUCUUAAAAUACAUCAGAGAAUCCACACAGGACAAAAACCUUACCACUGCUCGGACUGUGGAAAGAGUUUUGUUUCAUCAAAACAUUUAAAAUCACACCAGAGAACACACACCGGAGAGAAGCCUUAUAGCUGUGAUCAAUGUGGGAAGAGUUUUGUUACAUCUAGCAGUCUGACUAUGCACCAGCGGACACACACAGGAGAGAAACCUCAUAGCUGUAGUCAGUGUGACAUGAGAUACUCUGAUAAAAGAUCUCUGAUUAAACACCAGAAAAUACAUGAAGGAGUUGUUUCAUGAUAUCAAUGAAAUAAUGUUACAAUGUAGAAUGUUUUAACAUUGUAGUAGGAGUAUUUUAAUGAUGUCACAAUGUAGAAUGUUUUAACAUUGUAGUAGGAGUAUUUUAAUGAUGUCACAAUGUAGAAUGUUUUAACAUUGUAGUAGGAGUAUUUUAAUGAUGUCACAAUGUAGAAUGUUUUAACAUUGUAGUAGGAGUAUUUUAACGAUGUUCUGUUGAUUGAAGUGUCAUGUGGAUAUGAGCCUCAUCAGGGGAAAAAUCCAGGCUCUGUAUUGAAAGAUUAUUAUUUAACCAAAAACGUGUUGCGUUACACUUACCUCGGUGGCAACCCACUUGAAUUCAAAUGCAUCACUUCAAAAUGUAGCUAGCUGUUGUCUACAAGUUGUCCUCUAACCAGUGAUGUACACAUUAUUCCCAGAUUCCGUGUGGUGUUUGAGCUGUUAGUUUAUUUUUGGAGACAUAUAAUUGAAACGCAUCCCUCCAAAAUGUAGCUGACUGUCUUCUGCAGGUUGUCCUCUAACCAGUGAGGCAAAAGAUAUCUCCCAUUUUCAGGUGUUUUGUUUAGUUGUGUAAGUAGGGACGGAGCAUGGAGGCGUCGUUGUGUUCUUUGUCACAUGAAGUCCCCCUUCAUCUGCACCAGUUGUUCAGUUUGCCUCUGCAUUGUAGCAGGAAGAGACUGCUAUGGGACAUGGCACAGGCAGCAAAAUAUUAUGUUCUAAUUUAUUUCAGGAGCUUGUUUAAAAAGAUACAAGUAAUAUGAUUAUUGUGGCAGUCUCUACAGGGAUCUGUCCAAGGCCAGUCUCAGUGAUUUAUUGAUAUUUGUCAAAACAACAGUGUUUCUGGUGCUUGUGCAGUUUAUAAGGAGCUUGUUUAAAAAGGAUACAAGUAAUAUUGUGGCAGAUGUUUGUGCACAUUUUAUGUUUAGGUUUUCAAUACAUCUCAAACUGUUUCUGCAUAUUGGUGAUUGAUAUGGACACGUUAAAACUGUUUUGACAUUGGGGCUAUCCCAUCUAGCAAAAUGACUUUGAAAACAAGACUAUCCCAUCUAGCAAAAUGACUUUGAAAACAAGACUAUCCCAUCUAGCAAAAUGACUUUGAAAACAAGACUAUCCCAUCUAGCAAAAUGACUUUGAAAACAAGACUAUCCCAUCUAGCAACAUGACUUUGAA